Messenger RNA from Oncorhynchus gorbuscha (pink salmon), 8062 nucleotides. Its product is annotated as dedicator of cytokinesis protein 7-like. The record is from RefSeq and is a predicted model, not a curated record. NCBI's taxonomy places the organism in Eukaryota, Metazoa, Chordata, Actinopteri, Salmoniformes, Salmonidae. Gene Ontology annotation, biological process: positive regulation of GTPase activity; small GTPase-mediated signal transduction. Gene Ontology annotation, cellular component: cytosol. Gene Ontology annotation, molecular function: guanyl-nucleotide exchange factor activity.
GGGAUCGGCACCGUGGCGUGGUGAUACAAGGAAGCGAACUCCAGCAGGACAACAACCGUAUCGAAGUGCAGGAGUGUGUGUGAGAGAGAGAAUAGUUCGAAGACUACAUUAAAUGGGGACGCGAAAUGGCAUCUUCAACCAACGAGAGGAGGGCAUUUGCUCACAAAAUUAAUCGGACGGUGGCUGCAGAGGUCAGGAAGCAGGUAUCCAGAGAGUACGGCUCCCCUCAGCUGUCCAAGAAACGAGGAGCACACCAACCUGUGCCGCUGACAGAGGUGGUGGAGCCUGUGGACUAUGAGGAUUAUGUGAGUAGCCACGCCCCUGGGGCGGAGCCUUGCCCCCUCAGACAGCUGAUGGAGUUCCCCCCAGACGACCUGGAGCUCCUCCUGCAGGACAGAGAGUGUACUACACUGGAGCCCCCUCUGCCCGAGGAGGACACAUUUGACCCAAGAGUGAGAGAUGCCUUGGCUGUCUACACAGAUGACUGGUUGAUCAUUCAGAGGAAGUAUCAGCGUUACAGUACAACCCACACCCCCCACAACUCUGAGCGCCAGAGGGAGAGGCAGCGGGGGCUGGUUAAGCAGACCUUUGAACUGGACGAGGCUGCGGCCACUGACCGCCAGGAUGACCAGGACGAUGCUAAGCGGCGGUCAGUCUCUCUGGAUGACACGCCCCGGGGCAGCUGGGCCUCCAGUAUUUUUGACCUGAAGAACUCGUCGCCGGACGCCCUGCUGCCCUCGGUGCUAGAGCGCACAGCUGCAGAGGACAUGGACCGCCGCAACGCUGAGGCCCGCCUGCAGGGGCGCCACUCUGACCUGCUGGGGCUCUUCCCUCCUCCCGACGAGGAUGAGGCUGUGGAGAGAUGUUCUGUCCCAGAGGUCCCCAAAGAACACUGUGGUCAGAGGAUCAUGGUCAAGUGUCUGUCCCUCAAAUUUGAAAUAGAAAUUGAGCCAAUAUUUGGGACUCUCGCUCUCUAUGAUGUCAAGGAAAAGAAAAAGAUCUCAGAGGACUUCCACUUUGACCUGAACUCAGAUCAGAUGAAGGGUUUGUUGCGUCUCCACACACCCCAGACAGCCAUCUCCACCCUGGCCCGCUCAGCCAUCUUCUCCAUCACCUACCCCUCUGCAGACAUCUUCCUGGUCAUCAAGCUGGAGAAAGUCCUUCAGCAGGGAGACAUAGGGGAAUCCUGUGAACCCUACAUGGUCAUGAAAGAGUCUGACUCAUCAAAGCACAAGGAGAAGCUGGAGAAGCUGCGUCAGCAGGCGGAGACGUCGUGUAGCAGGCUGGGGAGGUACAGGAUGCCCUUCGCCUGGACGGCCAUCCACCUGGUCAACAUCGUCAGCAGUGUAGGGGGGCUGGAGCGCUCCGACCCCGACUCUGACUCUGAGCGGAAAGGCCAUGGAACAUGGAACGAGAGAAAGAAGAAAGGGUUUGAGCGGAUGAGUGUAGGAGAGGACAUGUGUAACUUUGCCACCUUCCGUCCAGCCACUCUCACAGUCACCAACUUCUUCAAACAGGAGGGGGACAGGCUGAGUGAUGAAGACCUCUACAAGUUUCUGGCAGACAUGCGCAGACCAUCCUCUGUCCUACGCAGACUGAGACCUGUCACGGCCCAGUUGAAGAUAGACAUCUCUCCAGCCCCAGACUCUCCUCACUACUGCCUGUCUCCUGAGCUGCUCCAUGUCAAGCCCUACCCUGACCUGAGGGUGCGCCCCACCAAGGAGGUGCUGGAGUUCCCUGCCCGCUAUGUCUACACCCCUCACACCACCUACAGGAACCUGCUGUAUAUCUACCCCCAGAGCCUGAACUUCAGCAGUCGGCAGGGCUCAGUCAGGAACAUUGCUGUCAAGGUGCAGUUCAUGGCAGGAGAGGAUCCCAGUCUGGCCAUGCCGGUGAUCUUUGGGAAAUCCAGCUGUGCUGAGUUCUUCACGGAGGCUUAUUCACCCGUCAUCUACCAUGACAAGUCUCCAGAGUUCUAUGAGGAGGUGAAGAUGAAGAUUCCAGCCAAUCUGACAGACAACCACCACCUCCUGUUCACCUUCUACCACAUCAGCUGUCAGCCCAAACAGAACACGCCCCUGGAGACCCCUGUGGGAUACACCUGGAUUCCUCUGAUGCAACAUGGCCGCCUACGGACCGGUUCCUUCAGUCUGCCCGUCUCUGUGGAGAAACCACCACCCAGCUACUCCGUCCUCACCCCUGACGUGCAGCUUCCAGGCAUGAAGUGGGUGGAUAAUCACAAGCAGGUGUUCAAUGUGGAGGUGACAGCUGCCUCCUCAGUUCACACUCAGGACCCCCACCUGGAUAAGUUCUUCACCCUGUGUUAUGUCCUGGAGGAGUACUCGUUCCCGUUUCGUCUGAAGGACUGUAUCAUCAGUGAGUCCAACGUGGAGGGUGAGCUGAAGGCCAGCAUGACCGGCCUGGGGGGGGCGCUACUCGACACCUGCGUCCGCUUCCUCCACCAGCUGCUCUCCAAACUCAUCCUGCUCAUCGUCCACCCGCCCGUCAUCGCAGGACAGAUCGUGAACCUGGGCCGUGCAGCGUUCGAGGCCAUGUCCCUGCUGGUCAACCAGAUCCAUAAGAACCUGGAGGGGAACCAGGACCAGCAUGGCAGGAACAACCUUCUGGCCUCCUACAUCCACUACUGCUUCCACCUGCCCACUGCUGAACCUGCCAUGCCCCCUACUGGGGGUGCCACCCCGGCCUACGAGCUGCCUAUCCAGUACGCCACGUUGUCCAGGGCAACGGCCCGCCCCAGCACCCUGCACUUGGCCCGCUCCAAGAGCAUCAGUAACUCCAACCCUGACCUGGCCAGCACCCCCACGUCACCUGACGAGGAGGUGCAGAGGAUCAUCGGCAGCAAGGGGAUAGACCGCUCCCACUCCUGGGUAAACUCUGCUUAUGCCCCCGGGGGCUCCAGAGCUGUGCUACGCCGGAACCCCAACUUCACCUGUGAGCUCAAGCAGGCAAGUGAUCGUGGCUGCAAUCGCAUGUCUGCCUUUGUGGACAGCGCCACCUUCUGUUCAGCUCCAACAAGACAGAUUGCCAAGAAGCUGCUCCAUGAGGAGCUGGCACUACAGUGGGUGGUGAGCACCAGCACAGUGAGGGAGGCGGCACUGCAACAGGCCUGGUUCUUCUUCCAGCUCAUGACGAAGAGUAUGUCCCACCACCUGUUCCUGUGCUCCCGGAUAGACCUUCCCAGACGCCAGCGCUUCCCAGACCGCUUUGUGGAUGACAUCGCUGCUCUAGUGGGGGCUAUCAGUGCUGAUGUAGCGGGGCGAUACCACAAGGAUGUGGAGCUUGUGGAGAGGUUGAACAGCAGUCUGGCCUUCUUCCUGAAUGACCUGCUGUCUCUCAUGGACCGGGGUUUUGUCUUCAACCUCAUCCGCUCCUACUACAAACAGAUUGCCAACAAGUUCCACACAGCCCAGAACCCCAGCUCUCUGACUGCUCUGAGAAUGGACUUCACCCGCAUUGUGUGCAGCCAUGAGCACUACGUCACCCUCAACCUACCAUGCUCCACCCUCAGCCCCCCGCCUCGCCCUCCCCCCUCCACCUCCUCCACCACCUCCCAGGGUUCAGCGUUCUCCAGUAUGCACCAGGACCAGGGUGUGGCCAGUAUGUUUGAGCUCUCCGUCCCCUUCAGACAGCAACACUUCCUGUCUGGCCUGCUGCUGACUGAACUAUCCCUCAUCCUGGAGCCUGAUGGGGAGGGGGUGUUUUUCCUGCAUAAGAAGGCCAUCAGUGCAGUCCACUCUCUGAUGUGCAGUCAUGAUGCGGACCCUCGCUAUACGGACCCCCAGGUGCGAACCCACAUCGCCCAGCUCUACCUGCCCCUCAUCCCCAUCGUCAUGGACACCCUACCCCAGCUCCAUGACUUCACAGACACUUCUCCCGCCCGGGGCCGCCACGCCCCCGCUAUGCAAGACGAUGGGGACCCAGACAACGGAACCAUCAGUCAGUCUGUCGCCAUGGCGAUCGCUGGCUCCCCGCUGCCGCAUGCCAAAGCCCCCAACUUCACCAUGCCCACGGUGGCUGGUCGUCAGUGCAGCUCUCUGUCGGCAGAGUGCAGUAGGACUCUGCUAGUGUCUUUCCUGUGGGUCCUGAAGAACGCAGACGCUGCGCUGCUGGAGAGCUGGGUGUCGGACCUCUCUGUGCUGCAGAUCAACAGGCUGCUAGACCUGCUGCACCUCUCGGUGUCCUGCUUCGAGUACAAGGGGAAGAAGGCUCUGGAGCGUAUCAACAGCCUGACGUUUAAGAAGUCUCAGGACAUGAAGGCCCGUCUAGAGGAGGCCAUACUGGGAACCAUCGGAGCCCGACAGGAGAUGGUCCGUCGCUGCAGAGAGCGGAGUCCAUAUGGCAAUGAGAAUGUCAGAUGGCGGAAGAACGUCACUCACUGGAGACAGAACACAGACCGAGUCGACAAAACUAAGGCGGAGACGGAGCAGGAGUCCGUGGUGGAUGGAAACCUGGCCACUGAAGCCUCUCUGGUCGUCCUGGACACGCUGGAGAUCAUAGUGAAGACGGUGCUGGCGUCGGAGCUGAAGGAGAGUGUUUUGGGAGGGGUGUUGAGAGUCCUCCUCCACAGCAUGGCAGGGAGUCAGAGUGCCCUCUUCCUGCAGCACUGCUUCACUACACAGAGGGGACUGGUCUUUAAGUUCCCAGAGAUGCUGUUUGAGGAGGACACAGAGCUGUGUGCUGACCUGUGUCUGCGUCUGCUCCGCCACUGCAGCAGCAGUGUGGGCUCUGUCCGGAGUCAGGCCUCCGCCUCCCUCUACCUGCUGAUGAGGCAGAACUUUGAGAUCGGCAACAACUUUGCCCGGGUGAAGAUGCAGGUCACCAUGUCCCUGUCCUCCCUGGUGGGGACAUCUCAGAACUUCAACGAGGAGCACCUCCGACGUUCCCUAAAAACCAUCCUGACCUACGCAGAGGAGGACCUGGAGCUACGGGACUCCCCGUUCCCAGAACAGGUCCAGGAUCUGGUCUUCAAUCUGCACAUGAUUCUGACUGACACAGUCAAGAUGAAGGAGCACCAGCAGGACCCUGAGAUGCUCAUUGAUCUCAUGUACAGGAUCGCCAAGGGCUACCAGAAUUCCCCUGACCUGCGCCUGACGUGGCUGCAGAACAUGGCGGGGAAGCACUCGGAGAGAGGGAACCACGCGGAGGCAGCCCACUGCCUGGUGCACAGCGCCGCCCUGGUGGCAGAGUACCUCAACAUGCUGGAGGACUGCCGCUACCUGCCCAUUGGCUGUGUCACCUUCCAGCACAUCUCAUCUAAUGUUCUGGAGGAGUCAGCGGUGUCUGAUGACAUCCUGUCCCCGGAGGAGGAGGGUAUCUGUGCGGGGAAGUACUUCAGCGAGGUGGGGCUGGUGGGGCUGCUGGAGCAAGCUGCCACCUCCUUCCACAUGGCUUCCAUGUACGAGGCCAUCAACGAGGUGUAUAAGAUCCUACUCCCGGUCCACGAGGCCAACAGAGACUUCAAGAAGCUGGCUACUGUCCAUGGAAAGUUGCAGGAUGCCUUUAACAAAAUCUACAACCAGAGUUCUGGAUGGGAGAGGAUGUUUGGGACCUACUUCCGGGUGGGCUUCUACGGCUGUCGCUUUGGGGACCUGGAUGAGCAGGAGUUUGUGUACAAGGAGCCCUCUAUCACCAAGCUGGCUGAGAUCUCCUACAGACUAGAGGAGUUCUAUGCUGAGCGGUUUGGAGAUGAUGUGGUGGAGAUUAUCAAGGACUCCAACCAUGUGGACAAGAACAAGCUGGACCCCAAUAAGGCCUACCUCCAGAUCACCUACGUGGAGCCCUUCUUCGACACAUACGAGCUGAAGGAGAGGAUCACCUACUUCGACAAGAACUACAACCUGCGCACCUUCAUGUACUGCACCCCCUUCACCUUGGACGGGCGCGCCCACGGGGACCUGCACGAGCAGUACAAACGCAAGUCCAUCCUCACCACGUCCCACGCUUUCCCCUACAUCAAGACACGCGUCAACGUCAUCCACAAAGAGGAGAUCAUCCUGGUGCCCAUGGAGGUGGCUAUAGAGGACAUGCAGAAGAAGACCCAGGAGCUGGCCUUCGCUACCCACCAGGAGCCUGCCGACGCCAAGAUGCUACAGAUGGUGCUGCAGGGCUCUGUGGGCACUACUGUCAACCAGGGCCCUCUGGAGGUGGCCCAGGUCUUUCUCUCUGACAUUCCUGAUGACCCCAAGCUGUACCGUCAUCACAACAAACUACGCCUCUGCUUUAAAGACUUCACUAAGAGGUGUGAGGAUGCCCUGAGGAAGAACAAGACUCUGAUUGGUCCAGACCAGAAAGAGUACCACAAGGAAAUGGAGAGGAACUACAAUAAGCUGAAAGAGUCUCUGGGACCUCUCAUCACCCGCAAGAUCCCCCAGCUCUACAGGACACUGCCGGCUGCAGGGCUUCAGUCUGCUACACAAAGAAAUUCCUUCAGUAGGUCCAGUCUCCGCAGGGGGGACUGUUGAAAGCACAGCAGACGUCGGCAACGGAGUGGAAACCGAGAGCUUGAGACAUACUCUUGAUUUCAGCUGGUCUGUCUGUCUCCCCCACCCCUUCACACACCAACAGUCUAUCCUCAACACUCACACCAUCCUCCUCCAUCUCCCUAGCUUGUUAUUCCAACCCCCCCCCCCCCCUCUCUGUCUCUCACACUCCUAUAGGAAAAGCUCCCUCUGUUUAUACUGGAAGUUUAUCUGCACUGUAAACAUAGUCGUUUGGACCAUCUCUCUUUGUCCUGGGCAUUCACAAAGACCAGCUUUCAGGAGGAGUCUCUCCGCAUUGAGGAGGAGCCAGAAUGAUGCCUCUCCCUCUCUGUUCAUCUGCGCUCAGUUUAAAUGUAGCUUUUCCUGAACUGGAGGAUCCAAAACUGCUCCUGGGCGCUUCCCUAAUUGUGUGUUUGUUUUGGGCCACGUUUGAAUGUGUGCGCUUGGAAGUUUGUGUUUGAGUGUGUGUCUUGCCCCGACUGCACAGGAUAUAGGCUUCUUUCCAUUUGCUUGUGUGUGUGUGUCAUGUUUGCUGUGGACGGGGCCUGGGUGGUUACACUGUGUGGUCUAGCAGGCCUGUUUCGCGGCCUUAGUGAAUUUGUGUGUGAUUAUUUUUUUGGUGGGGGACCAGUUGCUGCCAGACGUAGUCAUUAAAUGUUCCCAGGGAGUCGUUCUGUAACCAACGAUCCUCAUACCAAAUAACUGACAUUCUUUCACUACUGACUUCUCCCUUUCAUACACCCUGUAUCAGGACAGGAAUUCAUUAUGAAGAAGUAUGACAUUUUGAUCAUUAGAGGCCCGCCUGCUCUAGAUCAACAUACAAUGGACACAUUGUAGGUUGGAGAGAUAUGGCUUUGGGGAAGAGAAGGGAGCCUUACAAAUGGCCUCUGGUGACACUGUGAAAUGUUGUUUUUUUCCUGCACUGACCAAAAACACUGUCGCAUCACUGAUGUUCACAUGGUGAGCACUGCUAGACUGGCAGUGACAUUUUCUCUGUCGUUCUGUCGUUCUGUCUCUCUGUCUCUCUGUGUGUGGACAAACACUCCACAUGUUCUGGAAUGAAUCUUCAACCCUGUGGUUGGUGGAAACAUAUAAUGUAGGUCUUUUUAACUACUGUAUUGGACUGCGUCUCCUUUAUUGUAUUGCACUAUACUGUAUUCACACUGCCGCACCUACGUACCAACGUCUGUAACUACUGUAUUUCCUCUGUUUAUUGUAUUUUCACAAGGCUUGUCUAAAACUGCAUUUUUUUACCAGUCAGGAAAAUAACUACUUUUUUUAUUUAUUCACUUUUUUUUUUUUUUGUACUGCUUUCUAUUAAAAUGUUCUCUCAAUCGUAACAGUCUGCUUUUAUCAGUGCUGAUUAAUAUACAAUGUAUUGGGAAAGUAUUCAGACCCCUUGACUUUUUCCACCAUUUGUUACGUUUACAGCCUUGUUCUAAAAGAAAAUCAAAUUGUUUUGUCCCUUUUCAACCUACACACAAUACCUCAUAUUGACAAAGAAAAAAUGGUUUUGAUCAAUUUUUGCAAAUUUAUCAAAUAAAAAAAACAUGGAAAUAUGA